AUGGCUGCAUGGCAGAUCAAGUUUUCAUAUGUUAGCCUCUCAGCGCUGUUGAAAAGAAACAGGACAUCCUUGAUAUUAUCACUUAUUAUCACCAUGAACUGCUGAUGUGUUUAUCACUGUUCCAAAGUCAUUCUUGGGUGUAUUCACUAGGAAACAAACAGAAGCAAACAGACCGAAACGGGGAGGGAGCAACCUGAAAUUGUCAAAUAAGAAACUCGUUUUUUGUUGCAAACCGUUUAUCCUUGCAAAAUGUUUAUCCUCUCUGUGUUCCAGGUCUGAUGCCCGGCUGCCGCCAUGUUCACUAAGAAGAAGAAGUCCCGUGUCCAGAUCUCGGCGCCCUCCAACUUCGAGCACCGCGUGCACACAGACUUUGACGAGCAGGAACAGAAGUUUGUGGGGUUGCCGCGGCAAUGGCAGUCUCUGAUCGAGGACACGGCCAAGAGGCCCAAGCCCUUCAUCGACGUUACCAUCAUCACCACGGUGGAGCCCCGCAAGGUCAGGGGUCAUGAAAAUGGGACGUGGGAGGAAAGGGGCGUGUCACAAACAGGAAAUUAUGUUUUCACUGUAGGGUCAUUCUCUGUUGACAAAUAUUGAGAAGUUGUAAUUUGAGAGAAUGCCAUGGCAAAAGGUAUGAUGGUCAUGCACUCAAAAAGAUGUCGCAUGAAGCUUACUUAUUUUUGUUUUUAAAAAUUAUCUGCAUCAGGGAAAGCGUACACAGAAGUUCCGGCUUUGCGGCCUUCUUCAGUGUGUAGGCCAUAGGAAAGGGCACUAAACUAUAACUGUCUCAGAUUACUGUACGUCAGAUUUGGAUCACAGUCUGAAUGCACAGAACCUAAACAGUAAACAUGAUUGUCUUCUUUCCUAAACAAUAAACACAGCGAAUGCAAAAGACAUCACUGAAAAUAGAAUCUGCCGGUCAUCAUAUCUCUUUUUAGAAUGAAGCCGUGACAGUCCAGGAAGUCUCUCUUGUCCUCACUCAUCUGAUCUCCACCCCUCCUUACUUGGUGUCUCUGUCUCUCCCUCCUGUAGACCAUAGUGCGGGGUAGUAAGAUCGCUGUGGAUGGCUCACUGACAUGGCUGCUGGAUGAGUUUGACACCAUGUCGGUGACCCGCUCCAACUCCCUGAGGCGAGGCAGCUCCCCCAUCCAGCCGCGCAGAGAUUCAGGAUCCUCGGGGGGAGGAGGCCAUGAGAACGGGGACCUGGCCCACCGGCCACACCACCACCCAGAUCACUAUGGAGACAUCAGAGACAGGUACAGUGUCGGCAGAAGGGGGCCAGGGGGUAUUCAGAUCUCACCUGUAAAAUGACUCUGAGGAAACGUUUCCACCACUCCAGAGAGAUGUAACCUGUUUACCGUGUCUCUGUUGCACUAGGGAGUGGCCCAGGCCGGACCAGUUUGCUGGUGGAGACCCCCGGCUGCCCCAGCGGGUACCACGCUCUCAGAGAGAGGACGGCCGGCCACAGCAGCAUCCCCGGGGUCAGGAGCCAGGCAGCAGGCACCGAGAGAGGGAGCGCCCUGGCCCACCCCCUCCCCCGCCAAAGCCCAGAAACAUGGACCCACAGGAUCACCACGACCAGGUAGUCCGCAGGGAAGGGCCCAGCGACAAGAGGCCCAAGUCCAGCUACACGGGCAGGGACGGCAGCCCCCAGUCGCCCCGGGAUAAGAGACCUCUCUCGGGGCCCAACAUCCGUAUGCCUAACCUGCCUGUCACAGAGGAGGUGAUCAAGACGGCACAGCAGAGCAGCAGGCCGUUCAACACCUACCCUCGCGCUGACAGUGAAGGAGGAAGGAGCCCCCCCAGCCAGGUACUGACUGGCUGCUAGGUGAACGCCAGGACAUUGGGAGAUAUGAAGAGAAUGGAAACCAGUGUAGCUAAUGUUCUAUUGUCUGUCUCUGACAGACGUCUCCGACAUAAAAUUGUUGUUCAUACAGUGUCAUCAUUUUCUCUCCCUUCUAGGAGCUGAAGCCAGCCCGACCACACGAAGCUCCGCCACACAACGGUCCCUCUAGUGCCCCCAGCCGAGGCGAGGGCAAAGCUCCACAGAAGGGCCAGCUACGAGGGGACCCCCACCACACCUCCCACCCUGUCCUGGGCCCUGAGCCCCCCCAUGGCCACCAGCAGCAGAAGGCUCCUGUUCCCCGCCCCCCGGCCCCUGCCCUACCACCACAGCAGGCCCUCUCGCACCAGAGGGAGCCCCAGCGGGUGUCCCAUGAGCAGUUCCGCGCCGCGCUGCAGAUGGUGGUGGACCCAGGAGACCCACGCACUUACCUGGACCACUACAUCAAGAUCGGAGAGGGCUCCACCGGCAUUGUAUGCAUUGCCACCAUCAAGAGCACCGGCAAACUGGUGGCCGUCAAGAAGAUGGACCUGCGCAAGCAGCAGCGCCGGGAGCUGCUAUUCAAUGAGGUGGGGACGAUGGUCACUGUAAUGGACUUGGAUGGGAGUCUUGUUUUAGUACCUGUAUUGACUUGAACAGAAUGCAAUUGAGAUGAUGGAGGUCUUAAGAUUGUGGAUAUUCAGGGAAUACAGGCCAUGAAUUUAUAAGCUAUUAGUUGUGUGAUUCAUAACCUUUUAUAGUGGCAUUGGCUAUUACAGAGCUGAUUUGCUAACGUUUGAAAGAUUUGUCCUGCGUGGAGGGAGCGGUUCAUGCAUAUCUUUGCAGGGGUGUAAUGAGUGAUGUCAUAUGCCGCGUAAUCUCCCACGGUGUCCUUAGUGACGCUGGUUCCUGUGCUCUCCAGGUGGUGAUCAUGCGGGACUAUCACCAUGACAACGUGGUGGAGAUGUACAACAGCUACCUGGUGGGAGAUGAACUCUGGGUCGUCAUGGAGUUCCUGGAGGGAGGGGCUCUAACUGACAUCGUCACACACACCAGGUGGGUAUCUGUUGAUCUGUCUGUUGAUCUGCGGUUAGUGCUACCCUAAACCCUAACCAUUUAAAAUUUCAACUUCAAUGGGGUGAUGUCAGAGUUGGACAUACCAAGGAUCCCGGAUAGCAAUGACCGUUGAUCUGCUGCUUUGACCAGCAGGACUAUAGACUAUGGUAGGGCUGCCCAACCCUCUUCCUGUAGCUAUACCGUCCUGUAGGUUUUCAGUCCCACCCUAACCUAACAUACCUGAUUCAGCUAGUUAAGGUUUUGGUGAGCAGCUAAUAAGGAGAAUAAGGUGGUUAAAUAGAUUUGAACUGAACCUACAGGAUGGUAGAUCUCCAGGAAGAGGCAUGGGCAGCCCUGGGCUAUGGUGAUUAGAUUUAAGAUUGUCUGUAUUUCAUACCAGUCAUAUAGCAUUCAAUUGCCUAUAUCUUAGCUGUUUUUACAAUACAAGCAAUGGUAACCACUCAAAAUGUUUUUUGUUGAGUUAUUUGUUUCACCACUAGGUGGUAGUGUCGCAUAGCUACACCCUCAUGUCAAUGCAUUGCAAUCUGUUAUUUCUCUGUCAACUCUGAGUGCUAAUGACCUGUGUGUGUGUGUCCAGGAUGAACGAGGAGCAGAUAGCCACAGUGUGUCUGUCUGUGCUGAAGGCUCUGUCAGUGCUGCACACCCAGGGUGUCAUCCACAGGGACAUCAAGAGUGACUCUAUCCUGCUCACCCACGACGGCAGAGUACGUACACUUAACUCCAGAGGUUAAAGUUCUCUGUGACUGUGAUGGAUUUCCGUCAUAUUGGGGGGGGUGGCUGGGGCUGGUUUGGAGAUGACAUAGCCUAAUACAGACAGAAGCAUGUCUGUUCUAUUAAAUAUAUUCCCAAAUAAAUCUAUUCUCAAAUAUUUUAUUUUCUCUGUUACGCUGUGUGCACUGAACUGACAUGCAGGAUUGUUGAUGACACUGAUGUUCAGAUGAAGGGAAUUAAAUAGUCUAUAUAAUGUGCACCACAGCAGUGCUCAACUCAGACAGCUGUGUGUAGCCUACUGUAGCUUCUGGCAAAGUCAUGCAAAGCCUAUUCUUUAUCACUCAGGAUGGAACUUUUCAGUGCUACUAUUUUUGCCAUUUAAUGUUGUUAUUAAAACACAAUCAAACACCCCAUAGUAGAAUAGUUUACCUAGUUACCUAGUCGGCUUGUUGUUGCGUGUUCUAUGUGAGAUAAAUAUUCCUGUCGAGGCACAUUGAAGUUGCGAGAGCCAUAGGAGGGAAACGUGUAUUCUGACAAGCAGUCAAUGCACAACAAUUCUUAAUGCAAUUGCGGAAAGCACGUUUGAAAGCAGUUUUGGGAAAUGUAUUUUGAAAAACGUUUUAUUUCUCUACUCCUUUAAUUGCGUGUGGCAUAGUUUUACAAAUGCAGUUUUACAAUUGGAGUUUCAAGCGUGGUUUAGGGGCAGCUGCACAACAGAGCACUUAAAGGGGCAUUGUCGUCUUAAAAGGGCAAUGACACUUUGUAAUAGAAACCAAAUUUUUUUUCGGUUUGAAUAAUUGAUAUAUUCAUAUUUAUAAUAAAAUAAUAACAACAAUCAGGAUGUUGUGUCCAAUGGGGUAAAUGCAGAUGGACAAACCCCAUGCUUUAGCCUAUGUAAAUGUUAUAGCCAUGCUUCAUCAGUUGGGCUACAGGUGAUAAUGCUUAUUGCUAAUAGCCCAUCUGAUAAUAUAGACUAUGCAUAGGUUAUAUGCACAUGGUCCAAUAUGUUAAAAUAACUAACAUUUGUACCAAUACGUUAUUGGGCCCAUUUCUGGAGGUAGAAAUUAUAUUUUAGAUGGUGUCGGCAUCAUGUUAUUUUCAAUAAUUUUGGAGUAGAAUGUCCUUUCAAAAAGUCACCAGAACUGAGCUCAACCCUUCUACAUAAAAAUGAUCCUGGGUAGGACCUAAGCAAGUGGACGGGAAUUGGUCCAACAUGAUGGUCAUGUCUUUCUUACAUGAAAGGGAGGUUCACUUGGCCCCAGACAAUUGAUCUGAGAUCGAUCUAAGUUUCAGUCAUGGGAUUUUUUGUUGCUUUAACCCCUGCCUAACUCUCACCCCAACUCUACAUCACUACCUCCCUCAUAGACAAUUACAGUGGGGGAAAAAAAGUAUUUAGUCAGCCACCAAUUGGGCAAGUUCUCCCACUUAAAAAGAUGAGAGAGGCCUGUAAUUUUCAUCAUAGGUACAUGUCAACUAUGGCAGACAAAAUGAGGAGAAAAAAAUUCAGAAAAUCACAUUGUAGGAUUUUUAAUGAAUUUAUUUGCAAAUUAUGGUGGAAAAUAAGUAUUUGGUCAAUAACAAAAGUUUCUCAAUACUUUGUUAUAUACCCUUUGUUGGCAAUGACACAGGUCAAACGUUUUCUGUAAGUCUUCACAAGGUUUUCACACACUGUUGAUGGUAUUUUGGCCCAUUCCUCCAUGCAGAUCUCCUCUAGAGCAGUGAUGUUUUGGGGCUGUCGCUGGGCAACACGGACAUUCAACUCCCUCCAAAGAUUUUCUAUGGGGUUGAGAUCUGGAGACUGGCUAGGCUGAUGGAAGGAGGUUUUCACUCAAAAUCUCACGAUACAUGGCCCCAUUCAUUCUUUCCUUUACGCGGAUCAGUCGUCCUGGUCCCUUUGCAGAAAAACAGCCCCAAAGCAUGAUGUUUCCACCCCCAUGCUUCACAGUAGGUAUGGUGUUCUUUGGAUGCAACUCAGCAUUCUUUGUCCUCCAAACAUGACUAGUUGAGUUUUUACCAAAAAGUUAUAUUUUGGUUUCAUCUGACCAUAUGACAUUCUCCCAAUCCUCUUCUGGAUCAUCCAAAUGCACUCUAGCAAACUGCAGACGGGCCUGGACAUGUACUGGCUUAAGCAGGGGGACACGUCUGGCACUGCAGGAUUUGAGUCCCUGGCGGCAUAGUGUGUUACUGAUGGUAGGCUUUGUUACUUUGGUUCCAGCUCUCUGCAGGUCAUUCACUAGGUCCCCCCGUGUGGUUCUGGGAUUUUUGCUCACCGUUCUUGUGAUCAUUUUGACCCCACGGGGUGAGAUCUUGCGUGGAGCCCCAGAUCGAGGGAGAUUAUCAGUGGUCUUGUAUGUCUUCCAUUUCCUAAUAAUUGCUCCCACAGUUGAUUUCUUCAAACCAAGCUGCUUACCUAUUGCAGAUUCAGUCUUCCCAGCCUGGUGCAGGUCUACAAUUUUGUUUCUGGUGUCCUUUGACAGCUCUUUGGUCUUGGCUAUAGUGGAGUUUGGAGUGUGACUGUUUGAGGUUGUGGACAGGUGUCUUUUAUACUGAUAAGUUCAAACAGGUGCCAUUAAUACAGGUAACGAGUGGAGGACAGAGGAGCCUCUUAAAGAAGAAGUUACAGGUCUGUGAGAGCCAGAAAUCUUGCUUGUUUGUAGGUGACCAAAUACUUAUUUUCCACCAUAAUUUGCAAAUAAAUUCAUAAAAAAUCCUACAAUGUGAUUUUCUGGAUUUUCUUUUCUCAAUUUGUCUGUCAUAGUUGACGUGUACCUAUGAUGAAAAUUACAGGCCUCUCUCAUCUUUUUAAGUGGGAGAACUUGCACAAUUGGUGGCUGACUAAAUACUUUUUCCCCCCACUGUAUAAGACUAGAGUAUGUACACCUAACUCCCUCACCACAACCCAACCAUGCUUCAUACACAAUGAUAUUAUAAUUUUCCAUGGCAAAAACACGAAAUAGACUAAAACUUGCUGUAUGAUAUAAGAUAUUGUGUGAUAUAAGCCUAGCUUUGGAAAAUAAAUAAUGUGACUGAGUGACAAAAGAAGGCUCUGUGUAUCCAACAGUAGAAUGUCUGAUUCAUGUUUUGUUUCUUUGCCAUGAUAUACCUCAGAGUAUUGGGAUACUGGUAUCGUGACAACCCUUUCCAUACCACCCAGUCAUAACAGGCGAAACGAUAUGAAACCAUCUGUCAAAAUGAAGAUAUGGGAAAAGAGGAACUUGUUGCAGUCAUGUUUGUUCCCAAAGUAUUGUAAUAUAUGAGAGGUAAUGGAGGGCUUGAAGCUCACACUGUUAAUUUAGUUCUUACUUUACCCGACAACAGUUUGUACAUGAUGCAACAGUUUGAUCUUUCAUUGAGCCCAACUGUCAACCUCAAGCCCCCUGAAGUCACUUGUAGCUGUCAUGGUUAGCAUGCUAAGGGCUCCACUUAGCUCUUAUUGUGGUUGAACCAAGGGGAAGUGAAGUCAGUCACCCUCAGCUGUUUCUCGGCAGAAGAGGGUGGAGCCCUUAGCACCAGUGCAUUUGCGUGUGUCUGUAUUCACUGCAUGUUUAAUUUCCCCUUACCAAUUCAAAGCAUGCUUUAGUCAGUGAGCACAGUUCUUCAGAAGUCACCAUUGGCAGACAGGAUAUUUAUCCACCCAGGCAUUGCAAAGGUUUUCUCAGAAAACUGUGGGAGGUGUUCCGCUUUGAUUUGUAGUACUAUAAAGCAGGACAUUGCUAGAUAGAGGAUUGUUCUUUGUACACAAAGGGUUGAGCCUGUCAAUCUACAGUGAAGGAAAAAAGUAUUUGAUCCCCUGCUGAUUUUGUACAUUUGCCCACUGACAAAGACAUGAUCAGUCUAUAAUUUUAAUGGUAGGUUUAUUUGAACAGUGAGAGACAGAAUAACAACAAAAAAAUCCAGAAAAACGCAUGUCAAAAAUGUUAUAAAUUGAUUUGCAUUUUAAUGAAGGGAAAUAAGUAUUUGACCCCUCUGCAAAACAUGACUUAGUACUUGGUGGCAAAACCCUUGUUGGCAAUCACAGAGGUCAGAUGUUUCUUGCAGUUGGCCACCAGGUUUGCACACAUCUCAGGAGGGAUUUUGUCCCACUCUUUGCAGAUCUUCUCCAAGUCAUUAAUGUUUCGAGGCUGACGUUUGGCAACUUGAACUUUCAGCUCCCUCCACAGAUUUUCUAUGGGAUUAAGGUCUGGAGACUGGCUAGGCCACACCAGGACCUUAAUGUGCUUCUUCUUGAGCCACUCCUUUGUUGCCUUGGCCGUGUGUUUUGGGUCAUUGUCAUGCUGGAAUACCCAUCCACGACCCAUUUUCAAUGCCCUGGCUGAGGGAAGGAGGUUCUCACCCAAGAUUUGAUGGUACAUGGCCCCGUCCAUCGUCCCUUUGAUGCGGUGAAGUUGUCCUGUCCCCUUAGCAGAAAAACACCCCCAAAGCAUAAUGUUUCCACCUCCAUGUUUGACGGUGGGGAUGGUGUUCUUGGGGUCAUAGGCAGAAUUCCUCCUCCUCCAAACACGGCGAGUUGAAUUGAUGCCAAAGAGCUCGAUUUUGGUCUCAUCUGACCACAACACUUUCACCCAGUUCUCCUCUGAAUCAUUCAGAUGUUCAUUGGCAAACUUCAGACGGGCCUGUAUAUGUGCUUUCUUGAGCAGGGGGACCUUGCGGGCACUGGUAACACACUACGGCGUAGUGUGUUACCAAUUGUUUUCUUGGUGACUAUGGUCCCAGCUGCCUUGAGAUCAUUGACAAGAUCUUCCUGUGUAGUUCUGGGCUGAUUCCUCACUGUUCUCAUGAUCAUUGCAACUCCACGAGGUGAGAUCUUGCAUGCAGCCCCAGGCCAAGGGAGAUUGACAGUUAUUUUGUGUUUCUUCCAUUUGCGAAUAAUCGCACCAAAUGUUGUCACCUUCUCACCAAGCUGCUUGGCAAUGGUCUUGUAGCCCAUUCCAGCCUUGUGUAGGUCUACAUUCUUGUCCCUGACAUCCUUGGAGAGCUCUUUGGUCUUGGCCAUGGUGGAGAGUUUGGAAUCUGAUUGAUUGAUUGCUUCUGUGGACAGGUGUCUUUUAUACAGGUAACAAACUGAGAUUAGGAGCACUCCCUUUUAAGAGUGUGCUCCUAAUCUCAGCUCAUUACCUGUAUAAAAGACACCUGGGAGCCAGAAAUCUUUCUGAUUGAGAGGGGGUCAAAUACUUAUUUCCCUCAUUAAAAUGCAAAUCAAUUUAAAACAUUUUUGACAUGCGUUUUUCUGGAUUUUGUUGUUGUUAUUCUGUCUCUCACUGUUCAAAUAAACCUACCAUUAAAAUUAUAGACUGAUCAUUUUUUGUCAGUGGGCAAACGUACAAAAUCAGCAGGUGAUCAAAUACUUUUUUCCCUCACUGUAUAACACACAACGUCCAUGUCAGCUGAAAAGUCUGAAAUGUAGUCAUUUGCAAAGAUAGCAGUAUUUUUUUUUUUGAAUGUAAGUUUUUCCCCUACAAAUAAUUUAAGUAAAUUUUCAAAGCUUUUGAUCAACAGUUACUCAGGUGUCCUAAUCUCAGCGGUGACAUUAUUUAGAAAAUACCCUGUAUGUGUGAAUAGUAGUGUAGCUCUGACCCUCUCCUCUUCGUCGUCGUCCGUCCCCCGUCCCCCGUCCCCCGUCCCCCCUCCCCUCCAGGUGAAGCUUUCAGACUUUGGCUUCUGCGCCCAGGUGUCUAAAGAGGUCCAGCGGCGCAAGUCCCUGGUGGGCACACCUUACUGGAUGGCCCCGGAGCUCAUCUCACGACUGCCCUAUGGGCCUGAGGUAAGGUCCAGUUAGUUGUGUCUGUGUGCGUGCAUUAUAAUUCUCAACUAUCGCUGAUCGCUGUGUGUAUACAAUAUUCUACCCUGUAGGUGGACAUCUGGUCCUUGGGGGUGAUGGUGAUCGAGAUGGUGGACGGAGAGCCCCCCUAUUUCAAUGAGCCCCCCCUCAAAGCUAUGAAGAUGAUCCGUGACAACCUACCACCCAAACUCAAGAACUUACACAAGGUACUUGGCACACUAGAAAGAGCCCAUCUCUCACGCAAGGCCCCAACAUGGUUAACUAUGUCCCUGUUAUUCAACGUUUUGAAGUUGAUACUCAUCCUUUGACGUUAUUGUUCCUUCUCUCCGUUCCCAGGUUUCUCCUCUCCUCAAGGGCUUCCUGGACAAAUUGCUGGUGCGAGACCCCACCCAGAGGGCCACAGCCAACGAGCUGCUCAAGCACCCCUUCCUGAGCAAGGCUGGCCCGCCCUCCUGCAUCGUGCCUCUCAUGAGGCAGAACCGCAUGAGAUGAGAGCAGGCGGAGGCCUCUCCCCCACUAAGUGGUAGUGUCACAUGGACCCUCAACCCCCCCCAAGCUCACACCUCGGACUCACACUUAUCUAGAGCGAGGGGGGGAGGCCAGCGGAGAAACACUGCUCAGCUCAUAUUAGCAUUUUUACUGGUCAAGCAUUUUUUAAAGAACCUUUUGAAAUGAAAAGGAACUCUGUCUGUCCCUUUUCCUGUGGGAGAAAACAGUUUGACACUAGAAGGAUUUAUAGCUUGAGCGGUUUGGUGCAGAAUGAGGCUUGGAAAGUGCUGUGGGAUCAUUAGACCAUAAGCUGCCUGCUGGGGAGACUCACAAAAAGCACUGUUAGCAUCCUAGCUGAAUGGUCUGAACCAUGCUUCCUCACUACAGGACUUCCUCACUACAUGGCCCACACUCAACUCUAUUCCAAUAGACAGGACAUCAUAAACUACUACUGAAAGAGGACCAUGCUUUUCUCUUACCACAUGAUGCAUACAAUUAUUUUUUUAAUGACAAUAAACACUUGGUUCCUGUUACAAACACUAAGCAAAGGUAAACACUGGAGUUGUGUUUUUCAGAUGAUUUUCUUUUCUUUAUUUUUCUUGUGUAAGUAUAAUGAAUAUAGAUAUCCUCUUUGUUUUCUCUGUUGUGAUUUUUUUUGGUUACAAUGAGAUGAUUUGAAGCACUGUUCUGAGAUAGAAGCUGCACUCCUGGUUGAUUCCAAUAUAUCGUAUAGUUUUUGUAAUAAUUUUUUAUUACAAGAUUAAUAUUUUUGUUUCUUUUAAUUGACCUGUGUUUAAUAGGACAUCAUGAUAAAGUGAACAUCAAGGCAGAGUUUUAGCUGGUUUUUGUUCUAAAGGCUUAUUUUUACUUUAGGAAUUUAGCUAUAUAGAUUGUGCUCCCUGUAACCCCUCGAUCCGCUGCUGUAUACCUCAACUGUUAGUCUAUAGUAGUAACCACUAGGUCAAUGUAAGGACAAGCCUUAUGAAAGCACCACCCCUCCCGCCCGCACACCUGUAUAUACAGGAAUCCUCCAGAUUGCCUAAAUAAGUAGCUUUCUCCUUAAGUUUUAUUUUCUUCAUUUUUCCUAAUGAUGCAUUUCUUUAACACCUGACCUGGCCGGUCUGGACUAUGUGAAUGUAGUACUGAGCCACAAACAGGCUCUGUGUUUAAAGAUAGAAUCUGCAGUAGGGGGAAACGGCGUCACUGGUCACCCCCUCCACCAUUGUUAUUUUUUAUUUUUCUGAGCUGAGGAGCAUGGUAAAAAAAAAAGUACAUAGUGUGCUCUUCUAUCGUGCGUGCA
Coregonus sp. 'balchen' is the source of this 11175-nucleotide messenger RNA. The record is from the annotation of a GenBank genome assembly. NCBI's taxonomy places the organism in Eukaryota, Metazoa, Chordata, Actinopteri, Salmoniformes, Salmonidae.